Messenger RNA from Aspergillus niger, 339 nucleotides. RefSeq lists its product as hypothetical. Bases 1 to 339 code for a protein of 112 amino acids. The record is from RefSeq and is a predicted model, not a curated record. The transcript is spliced from 2 exons. Lineage: Eukaryota; Fungi; Ascomycota; Eurotiomycetes; Eurotiales; Aspergillaceae.
AUGGAUGUCAUUCGUAACUGUGAUAAGCCGCAGCGUAGUAUGAGGGCCCUUGCGUCCCUUCACAUCAGUAGAACAUUUCAGAUGCUGCAAUGGUCGCAAUAUGUCAUUAAAGCAAGUUAUUCAUGUUUCGCGCUUUAUGCACGUGGCCGUAUCGGGUCUCAUUCUUUAGGGUCUCCAUUCUGGAAUUACGGUACCUUCAUGAGAUGGUAUGCAAGGGGCUGCACUUCCCUGGUGGACUCCAAAACCGCGCUGUCUGUUGAUCGGAAGGCUUUCAUACUACGUUGUCUCACUUUCGAGGACUCUCGCUUCCUUUACAAAUUGCCCAUUAACUGGGCAUAG